UCAACGGCAGAUGGGAUUCAUAACAUUUCCAGAAUUCUGGAUAUGAACUAGUCGGUUUUGGUGUCAGAUCCGUUUGGAAAGAGGGAGAGGGAAAGAGAGAGCGAGAGAGAGGGAGGGGGAGGUGGGGUUGUCUUCCCUGGCUGCCCGAAUCCGUCAGCCCACACAAUCUCCUCACCACAAUCCCGAAGCGCCAUCAUGAUGUUGGACAUGCUUUAAAAGAGCCGCUUCUUUUAAUAUCCGCGCUCUCUGAUCUCCGGCCGAAAGACGCACGACGCGCUCGAUCACACCACCAUUUUGAAGCUCACCAUGGAGGAAAGAAACCUGCUAAAAGAACGUCUGCAGGCUAUCACGGACAAAAGGAGAAUCCAGGAAUAUAUCGCCAAGAAGAGAAGAGAGAUAGAGGAAGAAAAACUCAAACUACAAUACAUAAAGAAGAAGGCCCUGAGGGAGCAAUGGCUGAUGGAUGGUUUGAGUCAGCAAUCAGAGGAGGAACAGGAAGCGAUGAGGCUUCAGGCUCAGGAUGAACAGCAGCAGAGCGAUCAACUCCAGAGCAACAUCGACAGGAUAGAAAAAGAGAUCAAGGCCCUAGAAACCGAGGAGCUCAACAUCUCCGCUAAUGAGGAAUACGUUCUGAAGCGGUUAAAAGAAGUUGAGAGGACACCGGAAGACAUAAUCAAGAGAGCCGCUUCGGAGACUGAAGAAUCAGAUGGCCAAGAACUGAACAAAGGUUCCGGCAGUUCACAGAAUCACGAUCCGGACGAUAUCGCUAUGGAAACUACUGAGCGAGCAGAACUGGAGAUGGACAGUAGCGGGGAGGUUGAUGUGGCAGAACUAGCCGAGAAGGAAAUCAAUUUCAAUGUCGAGAGUCAACAGAUUAGUAUUCAUGAAGAUCCAUCAGAUUUCAGCGACGGGUCGAGUUCUGGCAACUUCUCCACUGACGUGGUAACCGACGCCGUCAACGUGUUGCCCGCCUGCCCUGAGACCGGUGUUUGCAAUGAGCUACCGAUCCUUGAGGAAAAGGAAACCGUAGCAAUUGAGGAAGAACACGACGAGCUUAAAAGAAACGAGUCCAUCACGUCUUCUGUGUCUGACACGCUCUCAAGCGCUGAAAGUGUUUACGAAAACGAGGCUCACUGUAAGACACAAGUGGAAAUAGAACCGGAGCGAGGUUCAGAACAGCAUUGUGAACUACAGAAAGAUCUGAACCCGGUGAAGCUCGUUGAAACUCAAGAAACAUCAGAUGUAGAGCCAGACACGUGCCCAGAGCAAUCUACAGAUCUACAAUUAUUCCUGGGCGAGGAUGAGGAACCCAAUUUUUGCAACGAUGACUAUCACAAUUCGGAGUUGGAUGAUGAAGAGGACCCUGAAGUCCCUGGAAAUAUUUGUGAAGAACACAGUCCCGAGGAAUUAAUGCUAGAGCAGAACGUCAGAGAAGAUGCUAUGUCAGAUAUAUCAAGCGAAUCCUGCCGUUAUUUUGACCCCGAUGAAGUCGAUGAAUGCCUAAGAGUUGAAGUCGCGGCUGCUUCCUCUGAUAGCGAGACGGACGAAAAAUGGAGAACAAUAUUUUCCUCGUCGAUAAACAAAGAAGACGACGACUCCUAUUUGGACAGCCUUCAGUUAAGCGCGCAGGAGCUCUUUGUGCAGAAAGUUGAAGUGAUCGACUCAGAAGAACCAGAGAGCGACCCCUAUAACGAAGUCCAACUUAACGUCCCGGAAAUAGAAGAACUGCUAGAACAGUCAGACACCGUGUCUUGUUCUCCACCGCCACAGGAUGGUAAAUGUAUCCCUUUGAGCCUUCAAGGCCUCUCCAAAAUCUCUGAAGAUGAAAGUGAAAAUGGGAAAGAUGACAGUAAUAAUUCCAGCACUCAGGAACAAUCCUCCCAGAACAAGAUGUCCGAUCCAAACAGGAAGCUCCCCAAAGACUUUUGCGUGAUACAAGAGACAACGAGUGAGAAUGUCAGCACCGAGCAUGUUGACUUCCAAUUGGCUCGUAAACAGUGGCGGGCAAUGGAAGAACAAACCAAAAACAAAGUUCUCGUACCUGCAACCAGGCUCCCCAAUUUCCAUUGCAGCCACAAUUGCAUGUACACGCCGGUCCGAAACAUCGAAAGAACAAACCGGAAGUCCCAGGAUCUGGAAAACCUGACUCUGGUUGGGGAUUACACAAACACUCAAUUCAGCCCGUGCUCAGAAGAUUCUGGCUUGGACGAUUCCAGCUACAGAUCUCCGAACGAUGACUUUGAAACACCGGUGGAAAGGGAGAUUCGCAUUUCGAUGGAAAGAGAAGAGCGAUUCAGAAAGGAGAGGAGUCUGUCCUGUAUGGGCAAGUCUGCAGACGCUCCGUUUAGCACUCCGGCACAAGGAAUCCCGAGAUCCAUAAGCACUCCGCUGACGCCGUCGUUCAUCAUCACCUCCUUUCCCGCGAAGGAACCAUCAAAAAAUGAAACCUCCCCAACAAACGUCAGCAUUCUUGACCCAAGUAGCGAUUUCAAUUCCAAUCCACGGCACGGCGAAUGGCGCUCCGAGGACGUCGGCUCCAAUCUCAUCAUUUUAGAGACGUCGAAUCUGAUCAUCCGCAGCGCCUCGGAGUUCUCGCUCAACAAGGCCUGCGAGCCCCAGGAGAAAAUGUUCUUGAGCAACCCCUUUUUCAAGCUCCGUUCCAGAAGCACUAUGUCGCUGGUGGAUGAGGAGAUCCAAAUGGUGAAGCAAAGGGAGGAAGAGCUGAGACAGGAGAGGGCGCUUCUUUACGGCAAAGGCAGGUUCGGCGAUAAAAGGAUGUUGUCAAACAACUUGGGGACUUUAUCGUUGGAUAACUCAGCUUGUUUGCCAGUGAAGUGCAAGUCCUCGCCAUCAUCGCCAAUGAAAACGCCCAAGAUGGAUCGUUCGACUCUAUCCUGCGACCACAGAUUUCCAGACGUCUACACCGCAGGACGACGUAAGAGUGCCAUGGCUCUGCGCUGGGAGGCAGGCGAGUUUACAAAAAAUGACUAAAAAGGAAGCGAUAAGACGUACGUCAUCGAUUCUAUGUGUUAAAAAAAAUGACAAAAAAAGAUUCCGUGUUGCCAAUAUUCAUCUGAUUUUUGUGAUAUCCAAUCAAUGUUUUAGUAUUGCUUUGGCCUGGGAAAAAAAAAUGCAAUUGUUAAAAAUGUUUGUGGCUCUGUUCUGCUGUAAAAAAAAGUCUUCGGAGUGUUUUAACAAUCAUACAAUGGACAAAGUAUGUUUUGAGUUUUGGAUGUGCAAUACAUUUAAUAAUCAAAUCGAGGAAAAUGAGAAAUAAAUAAAUCAAUUCAAGUAAUCCAAGUAACUGCCUAUGGAAGCCACAUGUUGGUGGAAAAGCACUAUUUUUGUCUAAAUUAAGCUCCUCUACGAUCUACGUUCCUACCCUCACUUAUGGUCGUGACCGAAAGAACAAGAUCCCGGAUACAAGCGACCGAAUUUAGUUUCCUCCGCAGGGUGUCCGGACUCUCCCUUAGAGAUAGGGUGAGAAGCUCGGUCAUCUGGGAGGGGGUCAAUGUCGAGUCGUUGCUCCUCCGCAUUGAGAGGAGCCAGAUGAGGCGGCUGGGGCAUCUGAUCCGGAUCUCUCCUGGACGCCUCCCUGGUGAGGUGUUCCGGUCAUGUCCCACCAGAAAGAGACCCCGAGGACGACCCAGGACAUGCUGGAGAGACUCCGUCUCUCGGCUCGCCUGGAAACGUCUCGGGAUCGAGCCGCUGCUCCUCUGCAUUGAGAGGAGCCAGAUGAGGUGGCAGGGGCAUCUGAUCCAGACUCCUCCAUGGUGAGGUGUUCCGGACGUGUCCCACCGGAAAGAGACCCCGGGGACAACCCAGGACACGCUAGAGAGACUACGUCUCUCGGCUGGCUUGGGGAACGCCUCGGGAUCCAUCCAGAAGAGGUGGAAAAAGUGGCUGGGGCAUCUGAUUUGGGUGCCUCCCGGACACCUCCCGGGUGAGGUGUUCCGGGGAUUUCCCACCGGAAAGCGACCCCAGGGACGACCCACAACACGCCGGAGAGACUGUGUCUCCCGGCUGGCUUGGGGAACGCCUCGGGAUCCCUCCGGAAGAGCUGGAAGAAGUGGCCGGGGAAAGGGAAAUCUGGGUAUCCCUGCUGAAGCUACUUCCCCCACGACCCAACCAAAUGGAUGGAUAAGCUCCUCAAUUCACUUCAACAUAGUUCUCUGGCACCAAGA
Molecule: messenger RNA, 4184 nt
Organism: Syngnathoides biaculeatus (alligator pipefish)
Lineage: Eukaryota; Metazoa; Chordata; Actinopteri; Syngnathiformes; Syngnathidae
Gene: palmdb
Product: palmdelphin b
Exons: 8
Coding region: 307-2991 (894 amino acids)
Biological process (GO): regulation of cell shape
Cellular component (GO): cytoplasm; membrane
Source: RefSeq, a predicted model, not a curated record